AACUCGGAGCGCACGUCUCCCCUGCUGCGCACACACGCACAGCAAAAGUGAAGUGAAGAUGCUUUUUCCCUUUCGACAAACAGUCCAGCCCGCCAGCCGUUCACUUCUCCUGCUGCCGCUGCUCCUCCUUCUCCCAACAGAGCGUCCAACUGUCCGCUUCCCUGGUUUACACGAGGAACUUGCGCUGCCGGGGCUCGUCCAGCUCGGAGGAGGAGGCAAGAGCAGGCAUCAGAGACCCGGAGCACCGUCAGCUCUAUAGCGUAUCCGUGGAGAGCUACGCGUCGGUAUGGGCACGCUGACAAAAGGACGUUACCUCGUUCUGAGGGGGCUCCUGCUGCUUAUUUAUUGCACAGCAUCGGUUAUCUCCAAAGGUGGUGCCACAGGUGAUGCUCAACCAGAUGCUGUACCUUCGGUACAGGGCACCCUGCCCCACUUCAUCCAGGAGCCGGAGGAUGCCUACAUUGUCAAAAGUAACCCUAUCAAGCUGCGCUGUCGAGCUGUGCCUGCCUUACAGAUCUUCUUCAAAUGCAAUGGGGAGUGGGUUCAUCAGAACGAGCACUUCUCUCACGAGUACAAGGACCUCAACACUGGACUGAAGGUGCGUGAAGUGAUGAUCAACGUGUCACGCCAGCAGGUGGAAGAUUUCCAUGGCCCCGAGGACUACUGGUGUCUCUGUGUUGCCUGGAGCCACUUGGGCACAUCCAAGAGUCGAAAGGCUACUGUUCGCAUCGCUUACCUGAGGAAAAACUUUGAGCAGGACCCCCAGGGGAAGGAGGUGCCAAUCAAUGGGAUGAUCGUUCUGCACUGUCGUCCUCCGGAGGGAGUGCCCGCUGCAGAGGUGGAGUGGCUGAAAAAUGAAGAGCUGGUGAAUUCCCUGACGGAUGACAACAUCGACACCCGAGCCGACCACAACCUCAUCAUCAACGAAGCGCGCCUGUCCGACUCAGGCAACUACACCUGUCUGGCCAGCAACGUUGUGGCAAAGAGACGUAGCGCCACGGCAACUGUGAUAGUCUUUGUGAAUGGCGGCUGGUCCCUGUGGACGGAGUGGUCGGCCUGUAAUGCGCCAUGUGGGCGGGGUGUCCAGAAGCGAUCUCGGACCUGCACGAACCCGGCACCACUGAAUGGCGGGGCCUUCUGCGAGGGCAUGUCCGUACAGAAGAUCACUUGCAACGCGCCCUGUCCAAUUGAUGGAGGCUGGAAUGAGUGGAGCCAGUGGACAGUGUGCAGCAGUCAGUGUGAGAGGCAGCGAACUCGGGAAUGCAACUCCCCAAUACCCAGACACCGAGGCAAAAUGUGCGAAGGGAACAGUGAGGCCACUGAGAACUGCACAGAUGGACUGUGUACCCAGAAUCGAAAGCUGCUACAUGACGUUAAACCUCAAAGUAUGGAGAGCUCCAAUGAUGUGGCUCUGUACUCAGGCCUUGGAGCCGGCAUAAUCACCGUUGCAAUCCUUGUGGUGGCUGUCAUGCUGUACAGGAAAAAUCACAGCGAGUACGGCGUGGACGUUAUUGACUCCUCUGCGCUCACCGGGGGUUUCCAGUCUUUCAACUUCAAGAACACCAGACAAGGAAACCCGUUGCUUCUCAACUCCUCCAUGCAGCCAGACUUAACAGUGGGCCGGACAUACAGCACUCCCCUCUGCUUCCAGGACAGCACAGAUAAAGAGCUCUUUGACCCCCUGCCAGACAUCAAGGUCAAAGUUCAGAGCUCCUUUAUGGUUUCACUAGGUGUGGCCGAGAGGGCGGAGUUCCACGCCAAAGCCCCAGCCGAGACCUUCCCGCGAGAUCUGAGCCGGGACUAUUGCAGCACCAUGGACAGAAGGAAGAAGGGCCUGCUUACCCUCAAUGGGCCCUUCAGCUCCUGCAAAGAGCCGCUGAGGACCACCGGUGUGUUUGGUCACCAUGGAGGGAGGCUGGUUGUGCCAAACACAGGGGUCAGCCUCCUAGUGCCUCAUGGAUCCGUGGCUGAAAAUAUGUCCUGGGAGAUGUACAUGGUGAUCAAUCAGGGAGAAGCAAGUGUCCAAACACUGGACAGCUGUGAAAUCCUCCUGGGCCCAGAAGUAACAUACGGACCUCCUGGCCUGGAUCUCUUCUGCCCAGUGGCCAUGACCAUCGCCCACUGUGCAGAGGUGGACGCCGAGAACUGGAACAUCCAGCUCAAGAGGAGAACCCAGGACAGCAAAUGGGAGGAAGUGAUGUCAGUGGAGGAGGAAUCCACCUCAUGUUAUUGCCUGAUGGACUCGACAAGCUGCCACUUGCUGCUGGACCAGCCAGGUUCUUACGCCCUCGUGGGUGAGCCCCUGACGCAGGCUGCCAUCAAGAGGCUGAAGCUGGCUGUGUUCGGAACCAUGGAGGUUGGCUCCAUGAGCUACACCUUGCGGGUGUACUGUGUGGACGACACGCCACAUGCCUUUCAGGGAGUGGUGGCUGCAGAGAAGACCAGAGGCGGUCAGCUCCUCGAGGAGCCAAAGAUGUUGCCUUUCCGAGCGAACACCUUCAGCCUGCAGGUGUCCAUCCAGGAUGUUCCCCAGUUUCUAUGGAGCAUCAAACCCUUUACCACAUGUCAGGAAUUCUCCUUCCCCCAAGUGUGGUGCAGCAACCAGCAGCCCCUGUACUGUGCCUUCUCUCUGGAGAGAUACAGCCCUGUCACCGCCCAGCUCUCCUGCAAAAUCAGCGUGCGCCAGGUCAAAGGCCAUGAGCAGAUUCUGCAGGUCUAUACGGCUGUGGCCGAGACCGAAAAGGAGUCAGUUCCAUUUUUUAUGCAGACAGACUGCACCAUCACGUCCCAGACGGGGCCCAAGGCCUUCAAAAUCCCCCUGUCCAUCCGCCAGAGGAUCUGUGCCACCUUCGACACUGCCAACGCCAAGGGCAAGGACUGGCAACUCUUAGCCCAAAAGCUCCACUUAGAUCGAAACCUGGGGUAUUUUGCAAAGCAGCGGAGUCCGUCUGCAGUCAUACUAAGCCUGUGGGAGGCUCGUCACCAGGACACUUCUGACCUUGACUCUCUAGCCAGUGCCCUGGAGGAGAUUGGAAAGAUCCACUCCAAAAGUUCCCCCAAGGACCAGGACGACUGCGAAUCUGACUCCAUUCACAUAGAAGCAAGCAGUCUGUACGGAACAGGCAGACUAACCAGUCAGAAUACAGAGGACUGCACUUCUGAAUACACGGGCUGAGAGAGGAGAGAGAGCCAGUAAAAACUGACAGACUGACGUAUAUAUCUGUAUACGCACACAAUCAGUGAUGGACAACACACUGCGGCGGUGCAGUAGAAGGUCACGAGGUGAGUAGACGGUGCCAGUGUUCAACACGGCGACCGAUCACAACAGGUCGAGGUGAGCUGGCACCUGCUGUGGAUCUGCCCCUCUCUUUUAAGAACCCGUCUGAGGCUGGACUGUAAAUCUUUGUCUGCCUUUCCACUCAGUCCUUUCUGUUUGUUUCUAACUUCUUUUAAUUUAGGUUGAUGUGAAUUUAUUCCCCUUUGUGUCUGCUAUUGUCUGAACCCGCGUUAGAGGAGAAGGGAGCUCCUUUUCCAGCAGUCCACACGCUUGCAUAUAAGUCUGAAUAUGCAAAUAAGAUGAUACAACUGUGGCGUAAUGUUAGUCACCUAUGUUUGAUCUGACACUCCCCUUCCCGUGUCAACAAAUGAAAAAGGACUUAAAAGCUAGUUUUUCUUUUCUUUUAAUGUCCACUGUUAUAUUUUUAAUGGGAAGCUCCUGAUUGCUUAAAUGUUGUGAUAGUGAACUUUCAAGGCAGGUAUCUUCAAAAUCACCUGGUUUUAUUUAAAAAUUAAAAAAAAAUCCCAAAACCGAAAUUUUAGCACUUAUGUGAUCAUUUAUGCAAAAAAUAAUCAUAAAUAUAUCAUCCCCAGUUGUACUCGAAAAAAAAGUAAGAAAGAAAACGAGCCGUUGGUUGUGGCGUAAUGUGGCAGAGUGAGAUUUCUAACCGUGGCAUUACAAUUCAUUACAGUUGCCUCCUGCGGCAGAUAGAGAGGGAGGAAGCUGUAAAACAUCAUUUCCUGGCACCGCGGAGAGGUCAUCGCUAUGUCUUAUCAUCCACUUCCCACCAUUAACACCCGUCACACAGACCUCAUAUCAGGCCCUGACACACCCAGCUGCCCCCAUGUCUACCACCCACCCACACAAGUACACAACUCACACACCACACUGACAUUUCGCGGCUGUAGAGGUCACAUAUUUUCAUAUUAUUCAAAAAACAACAAAGGAAUACAGACAGUGUCAGACAUAUAUAACAUACAGUAACAGUAUAUAAGGUAUAUAAAUCCUACGCCAUGCUGAGGGAAUAAGGGAAAAUAUCAUAGUCAUGUGAGGUAAUGGUAAGUGAAACUUUUGAUGACCUCCAGGUCAGAAUAGAUUGAAAUGUUAACCCCUCAUCUUUAUAUUUGAACACACACUAAGGUUGAAGCUGUCAGAGCUUUAGCUGGUGUUUGUAGAAAAGUGUUUUUGUAAUUAUUUAAGACUCUUAAUUCAAGGUUCAAUUAAGUACUUUUUAUCUCCAAAAGUUGAUUCUGUUCAUCUGGACGUAGCGUU
Molecule: messenger RNA, 4549 nt
Organism: Pundamilia nyererei
Lineage: Eukaryota; Metazoa; Chordata; Actinopteri; Cichliformes; Cichlidae
Gene: unc5db
Product: unc-5 netrin receptor Db
Exons: 17
Coding region: 287-3175 (962 amino acids)
Biological process (GO): axon guidance; netrin-activated signaling pathway
Cellular component (GO): membrane
Molecular function (GO): protein binding; netrin receptor activity
Source: RefSeq, a predicted model, not a curated record